This is a messenger RNA of Xyrichtys novacula (pearly razorfish), 2928 nucleotides long. The record is from the annotation of a GenBank genome assembly. NCBI's taxonomy places the organism in Eukaryota, Metazoa, Chordata, Actinopteri, Labriformes, Labridae.
AUGAAGACUGUAUACCUUAUUUUGCUUUUUCAUGGUGAGUCAUUUUCUAUUUUUUUUUUUAUUUAUUAUGAAACUUUUCAAAGAUAUAUGUUUUAAUUUAGUCAGAAAAUAAAGUGAAGUAUAAAUUAUAAUGAAGCAUAAAUUCAUUUUCAUAGGACAGAUUUUUCUCAUAAAUAUCCUUUUAACCACUGUGAUUCUUAAAAAAAUAAAAGUAACUAAACAGCAAACCUAAUUGGAGCUUAAAGAUGAAAGGAUAAGAACGUUUGUUUUUUACCUAAUUUGAAUGCAGAAAAUCUGUUUAGCUGAGUCAACGUCUGCGUAGAUAUCCUGAAGCUCUGAACCUUCAUGUUACCUAAUAUAAGUAUUGUUACUUCAUAUUUGAAACGUGUUGUUUAGUCAACAUGCUAAAAAAUGCAUUUUUCAUACACAGAACUUUCUCAGGCAUGAAAAUAAAAUCAAAAUGAAAUUUCAAUCCUUUGAUACUGCUCACAUUUUACCAUCCACAGCGCAGUCAGGGUCUGUUAGGACUGUGAAUCCCUUCUCUAACAAGCAUCUAGACCAAGUUUAGCAAACAUGGAACUACAAAUCUAUUUGAAUUGUACAAUAUAAAAAGGCUUAUCUAAGUAAAAAUGUAUGGGCGGGUGGGUCGGUGGGUUGUUACACAAAAGAGGAUUCUACCAAGGUAGGACAGGAUGCCAAAAUAAACUAGUGAGAGCACAGUCAAAUUCUAUGUAGGUGACCCUGAACUUAAAAAAUUACAUACAUGUCUCACAAGAAGAAUAUAAAAUCUAUACUUUUAGGCAAGAUUUGACUGGGAACAGCCUGAAUGUACAACACUUUGUAGCUCCUGUACAAAAGAUUUGCAACAGGUUCACCACGCUGUGAGAGACUGCAGGUGCAAGUCGUUCAACAGUGUCAGAAUUAUGUCACUUAGAAUCUUUAGCUCUGAUGAUGAGAUGCUCAAAUCAUUUGUGAUUUUACUCUGAGAAUCUAAGAGAUUAGACCAAAAGCCUAUCAUGGAUAGCUGCUGUCUUCAGGCUCUCAGGCAGCACUGCACUAAAUGCUGCCGUGACAAUCACUACAUGGACUCCAAAAUCACACCCAGAAACCAUUGUGUUUGGACACAUUUUAUUGCUGCAUGCACAAAUACAGAAAUGAAACUAAAUAUGAACAUGAUCGAGGAACACAAGCGAAUUCUCUCAGUCAGAGACCAUUUAGGAUGGACUCAGAUCAAGAGGAAAACUGUCCUGUGGUCUGAGGAAUCGGAGUAUGACAUCCUGUUUAAAAACCAUGGACAUGUGCCGUCUACUCAUGAAGUGAGACGAGCAGCUGCCCACGGGUCAAAAGCCAACAUCUCGUAAUGGUAUGGGCAUGCUCAUACACAUCUGGAUAGACUUCAGUGCUGAACAAUAUACGGAGCAACAUCUGGGGCCGUCCAGGAAAUCACUUUUUCAGGAAAGACCUUUUUUAUUUUAGUGAGACAACGCCAAAACACGUUCAGCUCAUAUUCCAACACUGUGGCUCUGUAGUAGAAGAGUCCAGAUAGAUAGAUAGAUGGAUGAAUGGAUGGAUGGAUGGAUAGAUAGAUACUUUAUGAAUCCAAUCGGGAAAUUCAAAGGUACCCCUGAUGUUUUACAUAUUUCUUUCAUUCUCUCUUUUAGCAAGUCUGCAACUCCAGUGUGACAAAAAGCAGAUCACAGCUCCUGUUGGAGGUGAAUUCAUCCUCAUUUGUACAUAUGAAACAAACCAUUACUUGUACAGUAAAAAGUACUGGUGCCGAGGGGGGUCCAGAGACACCUGUGAGAUUCUGGUGGAUUCAGAAGGACGAGCUAACACCAAGAGCACUCACCGGUCUCUCGUUGUGGAUGCACGACAAAGAGGGCUGUUUGUGAAAGUCACAAAGCUUCAGUUUGACGACGCUGGAGUGUACUGGGUUGGGAUCGACAAAAUUUAUACAGACAUCAUGACUUCAGUCAAAGUGGUUGUCACUCAAGGUCAGCUUGAAUACGGGCAGUAUUAACGUUUAUAGACUGCAUCCCUCAAAAGUUCCCAGCUGGAUGAGUUCUUAUAACUUUGGUUUUCGUUUCAGUUCCAGUAUCUACACCCAGACUUUGGCCUCUGAGCUCUCUGGUGAACAGAUCUACAUGUUGGGGGGAGCCAAUCACAGUACGCUGCAAUUGUGCAAAAGGCACCGCCAUCCAUUAUAAGUGGUAUCACAAGCGUGCAGUGAUUCACAACUCACCUGACCUACAGCUGCAGUGUGGCAAAACAGUGAGAAACAUCACCACGGAUUUUUACUGUGUCGCUAAUAAUGACAUCAGCAGCCAAAGGAGUGGUGUCCUCUCUGUGCAGGUGUUUCUGCCUGCAGACAGCGACUGCAUCUAUGUCGUUAACAUCCAGGGUAAGAACAGAAGUCUUAGUGAAACCCAAUGCAGAAAUGGGGUCCACUGAUGGGGUCUGAUUCAAGGCUGUUGGGAAACUUUUAUUGCACCCAAUCAACGUCCAUGAAUUGUCUUUCUUUUGAUUCAUCAGGCCAACCUGUUUAUGACUGUGCUGACAGAAUGACCACCACAACUCAACCCACAACUCAACCCACAACUCCUUUCACCUGCCAGGCCACAGUGACUGUCCACAGUGGAGCCGCAAACACAUCUGGACCUUUCAAUGAGACUGACCAGUUUGUCAGCAGGUAGAAAACAACCGUUUCACAUUUUCAAGGCAAGGAAAUGCCUUCAUUGUUAAUAAAAUGUUUGUUUUUUUAGGUCCUGGAUGGGUAAUCCAUUGUGUUAUACAUUCCUGCGUUGGAUUUGUUUCGCAGCCUUGCUCAUAUUCCUGUGCAUAUUUCACAUAUGUGCAAGAACAAAACCAAAACGUGCCAAAAGAAGAUGCAGACACUUGGCUCAGAGACCUUCGCACCGCGGCUUUUAA